Molecule: messenger RNA, 7230 nt
Organism: Mytilus californianus (California mussel)
Lineage: Eukaryota; Metazoa; Mollusca; Bivalvia; Mytilida; Mytilidae
Exons: 4
Coding region: 328-6696 (2122 amino acids)
Source: RefSeq, a predicted model, not a curated record
GACCAGAAGAAAAAAAGCAUCAACAAUGAUUUGGUUUGUCAAGACAAAUUUAAAAAUUUAUAUGCUUAUCACACCUCAAGCUGAAUGAACAUAAAACAACACAUCAAGUUUUAAGUCGAUGUUCCUGUAUAUAAAACAAAAAGCAACAGCAUAGCCAUAAAACAAUUAGAUUAAACAGCUAAAAAUAGAUUGUGAUCAUGGAGAAAUAAUAAAACAAAAGAUACCAAUGUUUGAUGUCUAUAAUUAUGGAAAUGGAUGAAAGUCUGAAGAUUAUUCAUGUGCUUGGAAUAAGUAACUAAAGUGGUCAAAGGUACCAGUAGAAGUAAAAUGGCCGACAUGUUUCAUGGACUGGAAGAAGUUACUAGUUUUAGUGAAAACAGUGAAGACAUUCCGAGUAUUUUCCAACAGUUUGAUGUGCUGGUAACCAAUAGAAAUAAAAAUAAGAAGGACGAUUUAGUCGAAAACUUGAGGAAACCAGGUCACAACCACGCUUUGGAUAAAAUGAUGCUUCAGCAUUUGAAUAAAAAGUUGAAACCGAAAAGAAAAGUGAGCAGCGUUCCUUUACUGUACAUUCCCGGUGAAACAAACUCAUCAAUAGUUACGAUUGAUCAAGAAACAUUCAGGGGUUUAGUUGGAAACCCAAAACCAAAACAAAGACAAAGUAGAAAAAAGGAACCAAAGACAAAUGAUUUGGAAGAUAGUAAGGUACCCAUAUCACAAACAUUACCUUUUGAAAUUGAAACUGUUUUACAGGAAGUUGAAACUGUUCAGUUGAAUGAGGGUAACUGUGUUAAAAAUCAAAAAGUGGAAUGUGCUAUUUGCGGGGUGAAAUUUGAGAACAGUUUAAGGUUAAAACAACACUCUCGGGUGCAUAGAAGAUGUAUAAACAACGGUAGAAGAUAUUCACCAAAGAAGACAUUGUGUUACCCUUAUUUAAUUCCAGAAAAUUUUGCAAAUAGAAUUAACAGUCAUGGUGGGGAUAUGUCUAAUAAAGAUGGUAAUAAAAAAGGACAACUUUCAACAAAAACUGUAGGACAAUGUCCUCAAGACAUUUCAUCAUCAGUCGCCAUGCCGAUAGUUUUAACCAAUGGAAAAACAACUUGUGUAUCAAUUAAUGAAAACCUUGUGAAUACCUUCUCUGAUCCUAAAAAUGGAGCAAUUCUUUCAAAUAUUUUGCAGAACUUUGUACAACAGGACAAAAACAAUAGCACAAAUUCUAAUUCAGACAGAAGCGAAAAUUCUCAGCCGAUAACAAUUACAGAUAUUGUUCUUUCAGAUAAAAAUUUGUCAGAAACAGAUGCCCAUUUGAUAGUAUCUGAUGAGUCUGUUUGUACUAAAGGCAAUAAACACAUUACCUCAAAUAUUUAUGAAAGCUCUAAAUCCAUUAACAGUAAAAGAGAAUUCAGUGGUAGCGUAAAUUCCAAUUUUAGCAAUACUGAAAACGUUCGACAGAAGAUCACAAAACGUAAAAGCAAGAUAGAAAAUCUGAGCAAUGGUAAUGCCGAAUCCGAAAGUAAAAUGGUGGAGGACAGGAGUGAGAAUGUUUACAAUGAUUCAAAUAGUAACCAAUCAGAACCUUGUGUUGAAGAAAUUAACCAAUCAGAAUCUUUUGUUGACAAAACAAACGAUACAGUAAGAACACAGUGUAAUACACAUAGAAAUAUGAAUACAAAUAUAAAUAUGAAAAGUUCUUCCAAAAGCUCUUCUUUUUGUCAGAACACUUUUACGCUAACAGCGGAAAUUCAUGCUCCAGCAUUUGAUAAUGCUUGUAAUUGGAGAAUAUCUAAUAAUGAGGUAAAAACUUUCAAUGGUGAAUCGUGUCAGGGAAUUGAAAAUGCUAGUGAAACUGAAACAGAACAAGAAAAAUCUGCUCAUUCAGAAUAUAUGCCAAGUAUACAAGAACUUGAGAAAGGUGCAUUAAUGGCAUUGAAGAAAUUAUCAGCACAGACAAGUCCAAGGAAGGGAAUUUACUCCCCAUCAGCACUGGCAAGUCCAAUGAAAGGAAGUAACUCUUUAUCAGCACAGGCUGCAAGUCCAGUAGAGGAAGGUAACUGUUUAUCAGCACAGGCAAGUCCAAUGAAGGAGGUUAACUCAUUAUCAGCACAGACAAGUCAAACUAUGGGAAGUCCAAAGAAGGGCAGUAACUCUUUAUCAGCACAGGCUGCAAGUCCAAUGAAGGGAAGUAACUGUUUGUCAGCACAGGCAAGUCCAAUGAAGAGGGUUAACUCGUUAUCAGCACAGACAAGUCUAAUGAAGGGAAGUAACUCUUUAUCCAAUAGAACUCCAUGCAAGAGAAGAAUGCUUGUUAGGUCUGUGCAGAAAGACCAUUGUAAUGGGGAUCAGUCAAGUUAUAAUGCUGAACAAAGGGAGAUAAGUUUUCCAGUGACUGAAAAGAGUACAAAUAGGGGAGAUAAUGUCAGAACUUUGUGCAAUCAAACUGAAACAAACGGGUCUCCUUGUACUAGAAUGGUGGAAUUUGUCAAACAAAUAGAACAAAUCUGCAAAAAUAAACAUUGCUUAGGAAUAAAUGAUCUGGAAGGUAAACAAAGUCAAAACGAAAGUGAGGUUAUGAUUUCUGAUAGAAAUGGAGAGUCCUCAGUUUUUUCGAGUCCGCCAUAUUUGGAUGAUUUAUCAUUCAGAAACACAACAAAAUACUGUGGAAUUUCGUUAAACAAUGACCAACAAAAUGAAGGAAUUGAAACUAUUCAGAACCACCAAGAUUAUAUUUUAAAUGAUUCUUUUUGCUCAAGAACAUCUAGUUACUAUGACAACAUGAAGCGAUACAAAAGCUGGAAGAAUCAGUCUGUUGAUUCAGAAAAAUUAAAUUCUAAUCAUAGAAAUCAUGUUUGUGAUUUGGAAGAUCGAGCUGUGAUUUUAAACAAUAAUCAUGUUUGUGAUUUUGAUGAUCAGUCUGUUAUUUUGAACAAUAAUCAUGAUUCUGAUGAAGUUAUUCAAAACUCAUGCAAAUCGGGUGAUGAGGCUCACAUUUUAGAUAAUGAAGACAAAAAUUCAGAGAAAUUAACAGCAGGAUUUUGUGUGCGUAAAAAUAACUCAAAUAGGCUCAAAGAAGAUGGUAAAAUUGCACACAAUUCUGACACACCAAACUUUCCGACAGCAGAAUGUUCUGAGCUUGACGGUAAGAUGCAAGAAAAUAGGAAUAUUGCACAAAAUUUAACAGGAUGCUAUGAGCUUAAAAAUAUGAAUGAAGUAAAUGCAACAGUUACACAAAAUUUUGAAAGACCUUUAGCAGAUUUGUGUGAGCUUGAAAACGUGCAAGAAGAUAAUUGUAAUGUUUUUGAGAACGAUGAAAUUUGCUAUCAUACAGAAACUGACAUUUUCACUGAUGGAAGCAUUGAACAAAGCCCCAGGAUGACACAGAUUGUAGAUCCAAGUCACAAGGAGGCUUUUCUAAGAUAUAGACAAUUGCAUUAUGACGACAGCAUUUUAAGAGAUGAAAAUAAUGAAAUAUUGGAUCAUGAUGCAAGUUUGUCAAAUUUCAGUUCUUCAGGGAAAAUAAGAAAUCAACAAUUGUUCAAAAGAAAAAUAUUUGAAGAUGAAACUAGUCUGGUUGCUAUGCAGACAGUUAAUAAUGAUCUUGAACAAAUCACAUUGAUUGAUGAAAAGGGAGAUAUUUUUGAAUGUUUACAAAAUCAGAAAAAGGGAGAUAAUCAGGAAUUGACGUUUGCUGAUUAUAACAAAAACACACAAAACAGAUCAUCUAUAGCAAAGAAUUUAUUUAAAAACUUUUGCAAAAAAAGAAGUUCAGGAUCAGAUACUGAUUGUAAUGUCUAUGCGGAAAUUAUGAAGUUACCAAAAAAUAAAGAUCAGUAUGAAGUUUGUUACGAAACUACAAGUACCGAUGAUUCUGAUGCGUCUGAUCAAGGAGAACUCCUUCAUAGAAAGACAACUGAUCACAAAUCUUUGUUGUUGAAGUGUUCUAGACUUUGUUCAUAUCUUGAAAAUAUGGAACGUAUGAAGUGCCAAAAAAGACUUCUCAAAUGUAGUGUAAAAGACAAAGUGUUGAAGACUCAGAAAAAAUCUAAAAAAUUGAAAAGUAAUGAGAGCAGUGCUCACAAGUCUGAGGCAUUUGAUAAAAACACGAACAAGGGUAAAAAUUUUAAAAAUGUUUCAAAAGAUACAAAAAAGAAGGAGCGAAAUAGUGAUAGAUUGAUUAAAGAUCGUGAUACUUUACAAUCUCAAAAUAGCAGGAAAAGAAAAGUGGAGCUACGCGAUCUCCAUGAUGGAAACUCAGUUGGAAAAUGUAGGAAAGUUUGCAAUAGUAAAAGAGAUGAUAUUAGGCAGGAUAAUGAAGAGCAGAGGAAAGAAGACAGCAAACUAAACAGCGGAAAAUUGGCAAGUACGGACGAUAAAUUAAAGACCAGUAACAAAAACAUUAAUGAGAAAUGCAGUACUGUGAAUAACAGGAAGAAAGAAUUGGAACUAGAUAACAAUAUAAAUUUGAGGAAAAGUCCAAGAAAACGCUUUGUAAAAAGUCCUGAUAAAACUGAAAAUCUAAAUCAACGUAAGGAAAGAAUAAACUGUGUUAUGAGUCAAAAGAAGGCUUCUCAAAAACAAAGACCGUCAAAAUUAUCUACUACAGAACCAUCUGAUAGCUGUGUAAGGAGCUUACGUAAAAGUCCAAGAAAAAGUCCAGCAAAAUUGAUUUUGACAGAAACUGGAGGAAAAAUUUUACGAAAAAGUCCUAGAAAAACUGGAAGUUCUUUAAAAGUAAUUUGUUUGUCUGAAGAGGAAAUCAGCCUCAAAAAUGGUCCUAGGAAAACUGUUAGUCCUUCAGAAGUCAUCUGUUUGUCUAAAGAUGAAAUUAUCCCUAGGAAGAGUCCUAGGAAAACAGUCAGUUGUUCAGAAGUCAUCUGUAUGUCUAAAGAUGAAAUCAUCCCAAGAAGGGGUCCUAGGAAAACAGUUAGUCAUUCAGAAGUCAUCUGUUUGUCUAAAGAUGAAAUCAUCCCAAGAAAGAGUCCUAGGAAAACAGUUAGUCAUUCAGAAGUCAUCUGUUUGUCUAAAGAUGAGAUCAUCCCAAGAAAAAGUCCUAGAAAGUUGAAAUGCAAAUACAAUUGUGUUAUGGACUGCUGUAGUUCAGUUAACAGAGAUAAAAAACUAAAUCUCAAUGUUAGCAAGUCAGAUAGUCUUCAGAAGAAGUCAAGUUUUGACAAAUGUAAUGAAAAGGGAGAAAAACUACAAACAAAAAACUUUGCUGGUAAAAAGCAAACAAAAAUGACAAUUAAUGCAAAAGGAAAAAAUGAGAGUGUUAAAAACUCAAGGAAAGAAAUAAAAGAAAAUGAGAAGAAAGGAGAAAAUAAUGAAAAAAUUGAAAGUCAGGUUAAAUGUAAAGGAAAAACAGAGAAAGAUAAGUUAAAAAUAAAAUUGUUUAGUAAUAUGUCAGGGAAGGAAAGAAUGGCAAGAGUGACAAAGUCAGGAAGAAAAACUGAUGUUAAUAAUUCAUACCUCCCACUUGCUACUAAAAAUAGAAAUAAUGGUCACAAACUCAGGGGCUGUAAGAAUACUUGUGAAAGUGAUUUGUUGGAUAGGUCAAAAACCAAUUUCUCCUUACCUAAACAGAAAAGUGAUAGGGGCAAAAAUGAAAGAGUGGAAUUACUUGCAAAUAAGUCUAGUAAGAAACUGAAGAUAAGUCCUGUAAAAUGUGUUCAGGAUUUUCCUCCAAAUAAAGUCCCUUGUUUUAAGACACCUGAAAAAGUGUUAGAUUUAAAAGAAUCAUCUAAUGUUUGUGUACAAAGUGCUGAAAAAAUGACCCCAAAAAAACGCUGGAAAGCAUUAUUCCACAGCCAGGCAAAUGAGAAUAAACAUAUAGAAUCUAUUGUUCAUAGCAAAAACAACCAAUCAGAAUUUAGUGUUGACCAGAGAAACCAAUCAGUAUCUAGUAUUGUUGAAGAAAGUAGCCAAUCAGGAACUAGUACUAGUGCUGUUGAUAAGAAUAACCAAUUAGAAUCUAAUUUUGACAAAAGAAAUCAAUCAGUGUCUAGUAAUGUUAAAGAAAUUAGCCAAUCAGAAUCUAGUAUUGCUGGUAAAAGUAACCAAUCAGAAUAUAGCAGAGGCAACAGGAGCCAAGAUAAAUGUACUGAACCUGAAUCUUGCAAAGAUAAAACAUUCGUGCUGAAUUCUCAAAAGACUUGUACAGAACUGAUUGAGACUCAAAACAUACAUAAUUCUGAGAAUAUCUCUCAAAUUCCAUAUUUUUUGUCAUUUGUUCACAGUGAAACUACAGAAAAUAAUAACAAUGUAGAAUUAAGUGUUAAUGACGAAAGAAACCAGACAGAACCUUGUGUUGAAAUAAUUAACCAAUCAGAAUCUUGUGUUGACAAAAAUAACCAAUUAGAACCUUGUGUAAAAAGAAGUAACCAUUCAGAAUCUUGUGAUGACAAAAGUAACCAAUUAGAAUCAAGUAUUGGAAAAAUCAACCAAUUAGAAUUCAGUGUUGCCAAAGUUAGCCAAUCAGAUUUAAGUAUUGACAGAAGUAACCAAUUAGAAUCAGGUUCAUUAACUAUUAUGCCAACAGCAGAGAUUGAAAAUUCAGAACAUUCUAUAAAUGAAUCUGAUGAUGAAUUUGAUAGUGAUGAAUCAUGGUUAGAUGCAAGUUUUUCUUGUGCAAGAUUUAUACAAUACAGUCAAGUUAGGAAUUCACUCAGAACACUACCAUUCAUUGAGCAAAUGAGAUUGUAGAAUAGUUUCUAAUGUGUUACCAUGGUGACUGGUUACUAGGGUUUUGAAUGAAACAAUCAUGUUGAUUUAGUAUUAGAAUAUAUUAUGACAGGUCAUUACAUUUAAGAGGGUCUGGAUAGGGAGUCCUUCAUUUCUUUAUUUUUAACUUUUUAGAACAUUUUUCUCUAUUCCUUUUUACCCUUAUUCUCUAUUCUUUAUAUUUCAGCACCCUAUUAUUCUCUAUACCUUAUUUUUUGGCCCAUUUUUCUCUAUUCUUUAUAUUUUUGGCUCUUUAUUUUGCAAUAUGAACCCAUUAUUCUCUAUUUUGUAACCCCCAUCCAGACCCUCAUUUAAAUUUCAGGCAAGAGGAAAAAAAAUCAAAUUGAGACAACUAUUAAUUGGUAUUUUAAAGUUCUUUGGUUUUUAAUCAUAUUAAGGAAAGAUUUUUUAGAUAGAAAUUAUUUUCUUUCAACAGUGACAGUUGUAAAUAUACCUAAAAUACUGUGGAGAUUAGAAAAAAACAUGAAUAAAUGACUUUUCUAUUAAAAAGAACAA